UGUUUCCACAUGCGCAAACACUCCAGACAGUAACGUAGGUGAUAAGACCGACGCUCUGCACGGCAAGGUCGCAAGGAUAGGCUUGGUUUUACUUUCGGCGCCAGUCGACGGAGGCCUAUCUGAACGAGCAAGACGCCCGCCUGCCCACGGCAACGGUUCUUCUUUUUCCCCACCCCUCGCGUAGUAAAGUCUGCAUAUAUAUGGGGUCCUCUCCUUUGCCGUCCAAGCUCCCAACAUCCCAAGCCAAGAGAUAACCAUUGCCCGUGCCUCCUGUUCAGGCCCUGAAAUGGAUGGACCUUGCAACAAGGCUCUGCGCCGUGAGGCCGCCGCCUGCGUCUGCCAAGGAGAAGAUGAUCACCCCGACGCUGCUUCUUGCACCUCGCCCUCAGGGGCGUCCAGCGGGUCGUCGUCGUGCUCAUUGGCGUCGGAUCUGGGUGAUGGGUCGAGUUACUCCCCGCCCGAUGAUCAUUCCUCGGGGUCGUCUUCAGCGUCAUCGAGCACCUUGCAGCUGGACUCUGAGGCCGAGGGACCUCUCUACGAGCUGUCUUCGCUGCUAGCCCAGCUUCCUGCCAGGAGAGGGUUGUCCAAGUACUACCAAGGGAAGUCCCAAUCAUUCACAUCGAUAUCUUAUGCUACAUGUCUUCAAGACCUUGGAAAGGAAGUUACCUACAGCAAGAGGAUGAAGACAUGCAAGAGCUAUACAGCGGGAUCAGGCAUGAACCAGCGGUCAAAUCACUCACCGAGGACAUGCAACAAGAUGAUAGCCAAGAGGCCCUCAAAAAGUUCAUUUGCUUGUCAAAUGUCCAGAGCAAGCAGCACCAACCUCUUGUUCAGGAGUGCCAAUUUACCUGCACACCAGAACAAGGAAGAUGUACAAAUGCAUAUGAACUCUUAACUAGCUACAACUAGAAUGCCAGGACUCCACUUCCCAUGAACAUACAGUACUUACUGUACACUUUCACAUGGAAAUUCAAACUAAUUUCUCAUUCUGAGAUCA
Molecule: messenger RNA, 997 nt
Organism: Triticum aestivum (bread wheat)
Lineage: Eukaryota; Viridiplantae; Streptophyta; Magnoliopsida; Poales; Poaceae
Exons: 2
Coding region: 287-895 (202 amino acids)
Source: RefSeq, a predicted model, not a curated record